Molecule: messenger RNA, 1424 nt
Organism: Neltuma alba
Lineage: Eukaryota; Viridiplantae; Streptophyta; Magnoliopsida; Fabales; Fabaceae
Product: jasmonate O-methyltransferase-like
Exons: 4
Coding region: 29-1135 (368 amino acids)
Molecular function (GO): methyltransferase activity
Source: RefSeq, a predicted model, not a curated record
UUCACAAGAAGGGCAUGCUCCAACCAAAAUGGAUAUAGAGAAAGUCUUCCACAUGACUGGAGGAAUUGGCAACACCAGUUACGCCAAGAAUUCCUCCCUUCAGAAGAAGGAAUCUGACAAGGUGAAGCACAUAAUCAUAGAUACAGUUGGAGAGCUUUACCUUGCGACCACUCCUAGCAGCUUUGGAAUUGCUGACUUGGGCUGUUCCUCAGGACCCAACACUCUCUCCAUUAUCAAAGACAUCUUUGUAGCCAUCCAAGGCAUCAUCAGAAGCCACAAGAUCCUCCGGCCGCCCCCUGCUUCUGAGUUCAGAGUCUACCUCAACGACCUUCCCACUAAUGACUUCAACUCAAUCUUCAAGGCCCUCCCUGACUUCCACAGGCUGCUCAGGCAACACUGCAUUCAUAGCGCUGAUCACGUCCCUUCCAUUUUCAUGGGAGCUUACCCUGGCUCCUUCUAUGGGAGACUCUUCCCUAACACUUGUCUCCACUUUGUCCACUCAGCUCACUGCCUGCACUGGCUUUCGAGGGUUCCUGCAGGACUUUAUGACGAGCAGGGGAGGCCACUGAACAAGGGAAGCGUUUACAUUACAGAAUCGAGUCCGGCAGUGGUGGCUGAAGCGUACUACAAGCAAUUCCAGGAGGACUUUUCGUUGUUCCUGAGAUCAAGAUCUGAGGAACUGGUAGCUGGGGGAAGAAUGGUGCUCAUCUUUCUGGGAAGAAGAGGACCUGCGCAUGUUGACAGAGGCAACUCUUUCUUCUGGGAAAUCCUCACGCGUUCCUUUGCCGCUCUGGUCUCCAAGGGAGAAGUAGAAGAGGAGAAGGUGGAUUCGUAUGAUGUGCAUUUCUACGCGGCGUCGAGGGAAGAGAUAGAAGAACAAGUGAGGAAAGAAGGGUCGUUUGAGUUGGAGAGAAUAGAGACGUCGGAGAUAGACAGAAAGGAGCAAGUUCAGGGGAGUUAUGGCACGGUGGUGGCAAAGACGGUGAGAGCCAUACAAGAAUCAAUGAUAUCGAAUCACUUCGGAGAAGGCAUUUUGGAUGCUUUGUUUGAGGAGUACGCAACGCUGGUUGACGAAGAAAUGGUGAAGCAGGAUAUCAAGCCUAUCAAUUUUGUUGUGGUUCUCAAGAAAUUAUGAACGCGCCUAAAAAGUUCCCAAGUUUUAGUUUUUUUUUUUGCACAGAUUACGAGGCUGAAUGCUCCGUGCAAUAAUCUUAUUUCAUUAAUAAAAAAGUCUACGUUAUGUUGCAAAAUCUAGAUUGGUCACUGCUUCAAUUUGGUUGACCCUGAACAAAGUUACCAAUUACGGUGAAGUAAUCGAAAAUCCUUUGAUACGAUCAAAAUUUUGUGGAAGUGGUAGAAUAAUCCGAUGUACCGUUUGUGACAUGUGAAUGAUUGUAUUUAUCACUAGCCCUUCUGCUCUUAAA